Molecule: messenger RNA, 1122 nt
Organism: Zingiber officinale
Lineage: Eukaryota; Viridiplantae; Streptophyta; Magnoliopsida; Zingiberales; Zingiberaceae
Product: putative gamma-glutamylcyclotransferase At3g02910
Exons: 2
Coding region: 71-664 (197 amino acids)
Molecular function (GO): gamma-glutamylaminecyclotransferase activity
Source: RefSeq, a predicted model, not a curated record
UGUACCCAGGACAUAAGUAGCAUUACCAGAUUAGUUUAGAGGGUAGCAUUACUAGAUAGGACGAGAGACGAUGGAUCUGGAUCGGACGGCUCUCGUGUUCGUCUACGGCACCCUCAAGCGCCGCUUCCCCAACCACUCCCUCUUGGCCGACCUCGCCGCCGCUGGCGACGCCUCCUUCCUCACCUUCGCCCGAACCGCUCGCCGCUUCCCCCUCGUCAUCGGUCCCCUUUCCAUCCCCUUUCUCCUCCGCCUCCCCGGAUUUGGCCGUCGCGUCGACGGGGAGCUCUACGCUGUCUCCUCCCGUGGCCUCUCCCGCCUCGACGAACUCGAGGGCACGACCCGCGGCCACUACGAUCGGAUCCCUCUCGUCGUCGUCCCCUUCACUCCAGGGGCCGAUGGCGACGAGGCCCGUGACUCUGAGGAAGGAGAGGAUGCGCCUGGGGCUGUUACCGCGGAGGCCUACUUCGCUCAUCCGAGCAUCGGGGACGACCUGUGGCGGCGAUGCGGAGAAAGAGGGCUCGGAUCCUACACGGAGGACGACGCGAGUGGGUACGUGCCACCCAAGGACCGGCCGGCGGGCACCACGUUCCUUGGCGAGGUAGGUGUUGCCGAAACAAUUCCUAAGCAGAAUCACAUAUCUAUUGUUCGGGAAUCUAACGAGUAGUGGACUGAUAUUGAUUCACCAAGGGUUGUCUUGCCUGUAGAAAUUGUGGAAGUUAAGAAGUUUCAGCUCCAGUGACUGCAUAAUUGAGCAGGGCAAUGCAGUUGGAUAAGUCUAACCAAUGAAGCCAGGAAUAAGAUGCGGUGAGGCACAUUUAUGAUCGUAACGGGCAUGUUAGUGAAUGUGUUUGGCGAUGCAGGUUCAACAGCUCUCGUCGCCUAACUAGGUUAAGACGCAGAGCAAAGACUAACAUGUAGUUCAACUUGUGCUCUCGUCUUUGAGCUACCUACCUGUCUGUGUGUAUAUGCCUAACUAGGUUAAGAUGCAGAACAAAAGCAGUGGCUUGAAGCAGAAAUACAUGUGUGUGAUAAAUCUUGAUGCUACUAGUUUUGGAUUAAGCAUCGACCAUAAAUGUUCGCAAUAAAUUGUAGUGAUUUUAGCAUGUUCACUGUGGGUUCCGC